Fomitopsis serialis is the source of this 459-nucleotide messenger RNA. RefSeq lists its product as uncharacterized. The record is from RefSeq and is a predicted model, not a curated record. Lineage: Eukaryota; Fungi; Basidiomycota; Agaricomycetes; Polyporales; Fomitopsidaceae. The transcript is spliced from 2 exons. The annotation marks the transcript as partial.
AAGACGCAGUUCGAGCGCAUCCGCGACGACCAGAUCCUUCAUGGGUCCGAGAUCUAUGGACCUUUCGCGGACGAGGAAGAGUGGGAGUUAGCAAAGUGGCUCAUCAAGAACAUCGGGCAUACACAAGCUGAAAACUUUCUCAAGCUCCCUAUCGUGCGUACACCCUCCGAUAUCCAGAACCGUGUGCAUCCUGCCUAUCACAACAAAGACAGCCUACUUCGGCAUGUCGACUCCCUCCCAGGCGGCGUUGACUGGCAGUGUGAGCUUGUUGAGCUUACUGGGGAUAUUAAGGAUCUUGAUGGCCAGACUAUGACGGAGAAGUUAGAACUGUGGUUCCGGAACCCUCUCGAAUGCAUCCGCGAACUGAUUGGCAAUCCUGCCUUUCGCGACGCAAUAAGAUACGCACCUGAGCAACACUUCGUGGAUAAAGACGGGAAAUCAAGGGUCGUCAGCGAGAUG